AUGACGUCCUUCUUUAGCUACGUUUUGGGAGGUGUGUUUGGCUCGGGCUCGGGCGAGCCACUUGUGGUGCCAAGCAUUGAGCUGGCUGCCGCCAGUGCCGGCGCCACUGCGCAAUCCGACCAUGGCCCUGACUCUCCCAGCGAGCUACCCAUUGACCCAGCAGCGCUGCACGACGUUGCCGCCGUCGAGGCGCACAACAACAAGCACCAGUCGCGCGGCCACCUUGACUUGCCUGAGCGCCAGGCAAUCAAUGUCGCGCUUGAAAACUGCUCGAUGCCGGCGCAGCAGACACCCGAGCAGCUCGCCGAGCUCUACACCUGGCUGUCGCCCAACGCGCGCGAGUUUGUCACCAAGCUGGCCGGCCACGAGAGGCUCGCCUCGGUGCCUCGCGUGUGGGUGAGCGACCAGAGCGGCCACAUGUGGACCAACAACCUCCAGAUCGAAAAGGCGGUCGGGCCUGCUUGCGGCGGUGCCAAUCAAGGGGCGGCCAAGUUUGUGUCGCUCGACAAGCUGGCCGACCGCGUGGCCGUUUUGUUUGAAGGCGCUGUCAGUGGUGCUGCUGCUUAUGCCGACCAGGCCCAUCUCCCGCCCGCGCAUCUGGUGUUGUCUGUCCACGUCUCGCUGCCGCCGCCUGGGCGGCCCGCCUCAGAGGCCAACGCCAUGAUCUACUUUAAGGCGCUCACCUUCCGCUCGGACGCGAUCGUCGCCCAGGCACACUAG
This is a messenger RNA of Acanthamoeba castellanii str. Neff, 720 nucleotides long. RefSeq lists its product as uncharacterized. The record is from RefSeq and is a predicted model, not a curated record. Bases 1 to 720 code for a protein of 239 amino acids. The transcript has a single exon. Lineage: Eukaryota; Discosea; Longamoebia; Acanthamoebidae.